This is a messenger RNA of Fimicolochytrium jonesii, 1786 nucleotides long. RefSeq lists its product as uncharacterized. The transcript is spliced from 2 exons. Gene Ontology annotation, cellular component: endoplasmic reticulum; nuclear outer membrane-endoplasmic reticulum membrane network; ribonucleoprotein complex. Lineage: Eukaryota; Fungi; Chytridiomycota; Chytridiomycetes; Spizellomycetales; Powellomycetaceae. The record is from RefSeq and is a predicted model, not a curated record. Gene Ontology annotation, biological process: intracellular mRNA localization. Gene Ontology annotation, molecular function: mRNA binding. The coding region runs from base 170 to 1573 and encodes 467 amino acids.
UUCCUUUCCAACCCACCACCCAACCAACCCCCGGCUGAGCUCUCACUAACCCACAAAGGUAACAGGGUUACCCACUUCCUCCUGUGUUCGCCUUCACCCGGAGCAUACGUCUUAACCCCCCGCUUCCGCCCUCUCCCCGCAGAGUUCUCGCUAUCCGUCGUGAUCAAUAAUGUCCGUCGAAGAGAUCGUCACUCCCGCCGCCCCCGCUGCCGCAACCGCCGGAAAGCAGGAGAGGCCCGUGAAGCCCGACCAAGCAACCUACGAAAAGACCCUCAAGGAAAUAGACAACAACAUUGAGACCCUCAAAAAGAAACACGCCGAGGCCCAACAGAAACUCAACGGCACCGACAAUAUCAACGACGCUUAUGCUGACAGACGUAAAGAGUUCCGGACUGCUUUGGAUGAUUUGAUCAAGGAGAGCAAUGCUAUCAGAGAUAACAGGCAGAAAUUGAUUGAGAAGCAGAAACAGAUUCAGGAGGGGCUUCGCGCUAGGACAAACGAGAGCAAGUCGUCGAAGGACCGUUUGGGCUACAAGAGCGUAGAAGACGUCGAGAAGCAGAUCCUCACCCUCGAGCGCCAACAGCAAUCAGGCGAGCUCUCCCUCCUCGAAGAGAAACGCAUCGUCGCUGAAAUCUCCAACCUCAAGAAAUCCAAAAAGAUCCUCGAAGGUCUUGCUGGCCAGCAAUCGUCCGUGGAAGCCGACAAAGCCCUCCUCGAUGAGAUCCGCAAGCAAGUCGAUGCCCUCAACCCGGAACGCACCGCCCUGCAACAGAAGAUCGACGCCGUGAAAGCAAAGUUGGCCGAAGUCGACACGGAACGCAAAGGCAAGCUGGGUACACUCAACGAGCUCCGCGACGACCGCAAAGCCGCCAAAGCUGAACUGGACGCCGAAUUCGAGAAACGCCGCGCGUUGAAGGCCGAACACAAAAAGCUGAACGACGAGUGGUACGCCUUCCAGCGCGAGGAGCAGGCGCGGAAACGCGAGGUCUACCAGGCGAAGGUGCGUGAGGACCGCGAGGCGCGACUCGCUGUCCAGGCUGAACGCGAACGUGAGGCGGCCGAGAUCCCGGCUUACACCGACGAGAUCAACCAAUGCAUCACAUUGAUCCGUCUCCUUGACGGGUCCAAAGCCCCCUCCACCACCACUGUGACCACCCCGGCCGCCACCACCACCAACAUCCGCAAAGUCUCCGCCCUCCCUGAAGGCGCGGUCCUCGUCAAAAAGCAAGAAGAGGACUUCAUGGUCCUCGGCGGCGGCAAAAAGGGCAAAAAGGGCCCUAAACGCCCCACCACCUCCGACUCUCCCACCCCUGCAACAAUAAAACCCUUCAAGCUCGACUUUGACAUCAUCGACCAGUUCCAGCGCUUGAAGAUCACCCUCCCGACCUCCGCUGCCGACGUGCCUGAGGCAAUCAAGGCGUUGGAGGAGAAAAAGAAGUGGUAUGAGGAUCACCAGGCUGAGGCGACUGAGAAGGCCAAGGCGGCGGCCGAGGCGAAGGUUGCGGCUUUGAGGAGGGGUGAGGAGAAGACUGUGGAGACGGCAGUGGAGGCUGAGGCUGUUGAGACGGCAUGAGCGGACCCUUUUAUCAACGGAACUGUCGUCACAUGCAAUCUAUUUAGACGAAGAGACUUGUAGAACCUCCCUCCUAACCUAAUGCAAAUCCAUGCAUUUCUCACCACAACACAUAUUUGGACGCAUAAUUAAUUAUUAUGAUUCUGAUCUUUCAACUGAUCCAAGUUGGCCUUUUCGUUCAUUUAUUCAUUCCCCAUUUUGGAGUCGGUUUUG